Messenger RNA from Wyeomyia smithii (pitcher-plant mosquito), 1305 nucleotides. RefSeq lists its product as uncharacterized. The coding region runs from base 1 to 1305 and encodes 434 amino acids. The record is from RefSeq and is a predicted model, not a curated record. Lineage: Eukaryota; Metazoa; Arthropoda; Insecta; Diptera; Culicidae. The transcript has 2 exons.
AUGGAGACACGAUUCACUAGAAGAAGACCCAUGCGAUCGCCCGAGGAGGGAGCCCCUACUGGAGCUGGUCCUGGAACGGGGGACAGAGCGAGCGGCCAGCGUCUGGAGGAUGACGAGGUGCAAGAGCGGCCCUCCAGGCAACGGGCUCAGCCCGUAAACUAUACGCAAUACAGACAAGGCAGCGAUAGACUUCACCCAGGCAAUGCUGCACCUGCUAACGAUGCUGCAACUGACCGCCGUCAGUCGCUCACUUUGGCAGGCCGCCCACGGCAGCGGAUCAUGUGGACGAAAGAGAUGAACAUGUACGUGAUUCGUUGCCACUACGUUUGCACGAGAUUGGAGACGGAUAUGUCUGGCAGGUCUAGAAUGCUGGACAUGUUCAAUGAGCGGUUCCCACGAUAUGCCAACCAGCUUGAUCGGAACAAGCUGUACACCCGACGACGAGCAAUACUGACGAAUAAUAUGCUCACAGCCGCCGAGUUGGACACAAUCAAGCUGGAAGUGCAGAGGGAACUUUGGAGUACAGGGAACAGAUCGAGCGAUAUGUCGAGAAGGAGUUCUGUUGGGCUGGAUCUAACCGUAGACAUGCCAGUAGAGGAGCCAGCAGAAGAGCUGGCUACUCCAGAACCAACAGUGAGCCUGGAACAACAGCUACGAGACGAACUAGCUUUCCAUAUGGAUGCGGCGGUUACACAGUUUCGGGGAACGGAUCCCUUAUCCCGACACAGGAUACCAAAGCUUCAGUAUACCUACCGGCUGACGAAUGCAGUAAGCAUCCUUAACCGGGAUAUUCUGUCACAGUAUUCGGAAGUCGUGCAGAACCUAGAGGAACUGCAGUGCAUGGUGUAUUGUGCAGCUGUAGCCGUCGUGAGAACGCUGGGAUUGCGCACCUACCCCCAAGGUAACGACGAAAGUCGCACUCGCCCCAGCAAACAAAAGCCUGCAUGGAUGCGACGAUUGGAAUCCCGAGUUGCAUCACUACGGGCAAAAAUUGGUCGGUUAACGCAAUACACCAGGGGGAGCCGAUCAAGAAGGCUGGUUCGUCAAGUAGCUGAAAUUGUUAAGCCCGCAGAGCUCCGUGAUCUUAGUGAACCCAACCUCACAGAGAUCCUCGACACCCACGUACAGCGGUUAAGUGCUCUUGCUAAACGGAUGCGACGUUAUAGUGAAUGUUCGAAGCGGAAAGAACAAAAUCGGAUGUUCAGGACUAACGAACGAGAGUUCUACAAUCACAUUCAGAACAGAAAUCCGGACUACAGCGAGGGACUCCCUGAGAUUGGCGAACCGCAGGAAGCAGCACAAUAA